Messenger RNA from Phytomonas sp. Hart1, 1329 nucleotides. Lineage: Eukaryota; Euglenozoa; Kinetoplastea; Trypanosomatida; Trypanosomatidae. The record is from the annotation of a GenBank genome assembly.
AUGGAUGCGGAUCGCAUCAACAAGGGCGAUUAUGUCUUCAUUAGUGGGAGUGGCGUCCAACGCAUCGGGGAGGCCAAGGAAGGGGUGCGGCUGAGGCUCGAUCGCUGUCGGUUGGCCUUCACCGGUGGGCUGGUAGGGAUGCACUACGGCGAGGUGGUGCGGCUGAGCCCGCGCUCGAAGUGCUUCCGGGCCUGCGCGGACUACCCCGACCUCGACCUCAGCGGCGUGAGCUCCACCGGCGCCCACGACAACCGCGACCUCGUCUGCGAUAAUCGCAGCCAGCAGCUCACCAAGGACGAAAUCGCGGCGAUUCGGCAGGAGAAGGGCGUCGAGACGCUCCUCAGCUCGCUCGUCGAGCACAGCGUGACCUUCCAGGGCAAGACGAACUUCUCCAAGGAGAAGUACCUCGUCAAGAAGAAGAAAAAGUACGGCGAGUUGUUCAAGGUGCAGCGCGUGACAGCGGCGAGUAUGUGCGAGGUGCACGUCCCCAGCAUCGCCCCGCCCUGCGAGGCGGCGGAGGAGUCCCAGUGGGUGCGAUUGCGCGCGGACGCCGUCGCUCUGAUUUUGCACCACGCCGACAUCCAUGACGGCGCCCGCGUGCUCCUUUUCGAGCGCACCAACGGCGUCAUCCCGGCCUACCUUCUUGAGCGGCUCGGCGAGAAUGGAAAGAUCUUCCAGCUUAUGGAGAAAUCCGCGCAGCCGAACCUCUUUCCGGCUUCCCAGUUGGGUCUUCGGGAGCUGAAGCGACGCUGGAAGGCGGUUCCAAACAACGAGGACUUCUUCAAAGGGAAAUCAGCGGACCAGCCGAACAACGACGGGAGCCAAACCGUCUCUGAAGGGAACCCAAGCGAAACCACGUUAAACAGCCCCACCAAUCCUUCCGACGCCUCACAGUGGAUGAAAGGUUUAGAUGCGCGGCAAGAGCUCUUGGAUCGACCCGCGGACUCUCUUAUUAUUGUGGACGACAUGAACGCCGAAAGGCAGUUGACGUGUCUUCUGCCGUUUCUCGCUUAUGGCGGGCAUCUCGUGGUGUAUAGCCCCUUCACAGAGGACUUGGCUGCAUUAUUUCCAAGGCUUCGGAUGGACUUUGUGAACAUUAGGAUCUCGGAAACGUGGUAUCGGCAUUAUCAGGUCAUCCCACAGCGAACCCAUCCAACGGUGAACAUGAGCACCGCCGGGGGUUAUCUGCUAACAGCCAUCAAAGUUGAGCGUAAUCCGAAUCCCGUCCCUCGUUAUAUGCAGGCCCAACCUCUCUUUGACAACAACCGGGAAGGUGGAUUGCAAAACAGAAAACGGGAUCGUAACUCCGAGAAUGACUGCAGUGAAUGA